AUGAUCAAGGAAAUGGCUCUGAAGAUGCUCUUUGCUGAAACCUCCUGGGUUUUGUUGGACUAUAAGUCAGGCUCCCUCAAUUCAAAUUCUAACUCAGUUGCCAGAACCUCAGUUUCCUCAUCUUUACAAGAGCUAACAUCCUUAUUAAUAGUGAAUUCAGAGUUUGUUGACUGGCGCAGAUUUUUAUUAGUAGUUUCACAGCCUUGGCCAUUGCCAUCUGAGGAAGAGCUUCUUGAGACACUGGAUAGAUUUAAAGCAAUUGAUAAAGAUGAAAAAGGCACAGUAACCUGGGAGCAGUAUGAUCAGGUUGGUUUGUGGUUUACAGGUGAUAUAGAUAUCAAAGUUCCAGAAGACCCAAAUGAACCUUUGCCAUAUAAUAGACCAGCGCAUCUUUUAACGUUUUUCUUUGACUUAUUUGCCGACUUCCGGAAAGAUCCACCAGAACUGGACUAUCUUAACAUGCUCCUUUACUUUGCAUGUCAUCCAAAUCCUGUGGAAGGGGUCUACAGAGCCCUGAGCCUAGCUAUUGGAACCCAUAUCUUUCGAAAAUAUGAAGUGGCAGCUCCACCUGUGGAACAUGAGCCGCCUCUCUCCUACAUUGACACAAAAAUCGAGGAGAUUCCUGAAGUAGAAGAAGAAGUAAAAGAAGAGAAAGAGAAAACAAUAGUUCCAGAAUUUACUAAUAAAGAGACCAUUUCCAUUCCAAUGCUACUAAAAAUAUUCCAAAGAAAAAGGGAAGCACAAGAUAACCACCGGUUUUUUGAGGAGGAAAAUACAGAGAACAUUUUUUCUGAGGGUUUCCAAAAAGUAUAUCGGGUGGUAGGGAGCAAGAAUUUGGAGCCAGUUGAAAUUGCUGUUCUUCUGAAGCACCCUUUCAUGCAGGAUUUAAUUUCAACGUAUAAAGAAUACAAAUUUCCAUCCUACGAAACGGCAGCAUUUUCCGAUAUGCCUGGGAGAGGAGGCAAUUCUAGCUAUUUUUCUUCUAAUGUGAAACUAUUUUGUCAGUGCACACGAAGGUCUCUGGCUGAUAUGCAAAAUCUGGUGGAGCAGUUGGAGAAAGGGGGCUGGCUGGAAGCCGUAUCUCACUCUUCCGGUAUGCAUGGAGGGUGUGGAGACAAUUCUCUGAAAGGAGGACUAGCUCCAUAUGUGGGUUUUGACUCCCUACUUGCUGGUCCGGCAGCAGACUAUCUAAGGAUCAGCAAAGAAAUCGCAGGAGAUGUUCAGAAACACGCUGAGAUGGUCCACACAGGUCUGAAGGUGAAACGCUCUCUUUUGGUGACAGCCUCUCAAUGCCAGCAGCCAGAUGGGAAUAAACUUUCGUCUUUGUUGGCACCCAUCUCUGAGCAGAUCCAGGAGGAUCAGGCCUUUCGGGAGAAAACCCGAGGCAGCAAAUUAUUCAAUCAUCUGUCAGUCAGUGAGAGUAUCCCAGCCUUGGGUUGGGUGGCUGUGGCACCAAAGUCUGGUCCGUAUGUGAAGGAAAUGCAUGAUGCUGCCAUGUUUUACACAAAUCGGGUCCUCAAGGAGUUCAAAGAUGUGAAUAAAAAGCAUAUGGACUGGGUAACAGCUUACCUGGCUAUCUGGACUGAGUUGCAGGCAUACAUUAAGAAGUAUCACACCACUGGGCUAUCCUGGACCAAAACGGGGCCCACAACAAAAGAACUGAGUGGCACAUCAUCAGGCCCUUCAGCACCUCCUCCCCCACCACCUGGACCACCUUCUCCACCCUUCUCUACUAGCUCCAGCUGCCAUGAGUCUGCCUCUCAGUCAGCACUGUUUGCUCAGAUUAAUCAGGGAGAGGGCAUCACACAUGCUCUGAAACAUGUUUCUGAUGACAUGAAAACUCAUAAGAAAAAAGCCUUAAAGAGCCAGAGCGGACCAGUGCUCAGUGGCCCCAAGCCUUUUACAGCCCCCAAGCCUGCUGGUGGUGCCCCUCCCAAACCAGCCACCAAGAAGGAGCCCCCAGUGCUGGAGUUGGAGGGCAAGAAAUGGAGAGUGGAAAACCAGGAGAAUGUUUCCAACCUAGUGAUAAAUGACACAGAGCUAAAGCAAGUGACUUACAUAUACAAGUGUGUGAAUUCUACACUCCAUAUCAGGGGCAAAAUCAAUUCCAUCACACUAGAUAACUGUAAGAAGCUUGACCUGGUGUUUGAUGACAUCGUGGAGAUUGUGGAGAACAAAAACAGCAGAGACCUCAAAGUUCAGAUGAUGGGUAAAGUGCCAGCUAUUUCCAUCAAUAAGACAGAUGGCUGCCACAUAUACCUGAGCAAGAAUUCUCGGGACUGUGAGAUCGUCAGUGCCAAGUCUUCUGAGAUGAAUGUCCUCAUUCCCACAGAAAGUGGUGACUUUAACGAGUUCCCUGUCCCUGAGCAGUUCAAGACACUGUGGAAUGGGCAGAAGUUGGUUACCUCAGUGACCGAAAUUGCUGACUAA
Molecule: messenger RNA, 2430 nt
Organism: Gracilinanus agilis (Agile Gracile Mouse Opossum)
Lineage: Eukaryota; Metazoa; Chordata; Mammalia; Didelphimorphia; Didelphidae
Product: adenylyl cyclase-associated protein 1-like
Biological process (GO): regulation of adenylate cyclase activity; cell morphogenesis; cytoskeleton organization
Cellular component (GO): cytoplasm
Molecular function (GO): actin binding; adenylate cyclase binding
Source: RefSeq, a predicted model, not a curated record